AUGGGACGAGGACAGGGUCCCCACCUGCACGAGCAGGAUUUUGGAAGGACGAUCAGGGGGACAGGGGUGGCAGGGGCGGCGGCACGAAGCCUUGAGGCGCAGAUCGGUUGGAUUGCGAGUGCGGUGGAGAGCAAGGCCGCUGCAGAUGACCCGGCGGCGCUCGCUGGCAUUCCCGCGCCCUUUGAGAGGACGUCGUGCUUUGCGUGCGUCCCUCCUGAGGAUCGCGCCUGGUGGAGGUUCCUCGUUCCUCCUGAGUGGGUGCCGCCGCUCCUGGUAGAGGUGCGUUUGCCGUCCGGCCUCCUCCUCCUCGCGCCUCCGCCCCCGGGCAGCGCCGGCACCUACCUGCGCUGCUCCAUUCCAAAAAGCGAGGCGUCGGCGCGCGACCUCGCCUACUGCUCCCAGUGCGGUCGCACCAACUGCCAGUGCUCAGUCAAGACCCAGCUGGCGAGGGACUUUGGUCAGCUCAGCCGGCGGCUGUCCUUCAACCGACGCAACACAGUCCGCCGCGUGCAGCUCGACGACCCUGGCGCGUGGGCCGCCCACCUCGAGUCGAUGGCUGGCGCACGGCUUCAGGGCGUCCGAUUCGAGCAAGGCGUGAGGCCACCCGUGGUUCACUCCAUAAGUGAUGCGAGCCCGCUCCGCGGCGUGAUCUCCCCGGGCGCCAUCGUCGCGUUUGUCGGAGAGUCGACGGAUUGCGCCGCGAUGGACGGCGACGCGCUCGACGCGGCCUUGCGAGCGCAUGCGGAGAGCGAGCGUCGCACUCUCCACUGGAUCGCCGCCGCCGACAUCCCCGAUGUGCUCGCCUCCAUCGCCGAGCGCGAGGCGUCGCUGGUGACAGUCAAGGUGCGCACGAGCUGGACCCCGCAGCGGGAGGUCGACUACCGGACGCGUCUGGCGCUCCCUUCUGGCAAGAGGGCGACGCCGCAGGAGAUCGAGGCGGCCACCGCGGAGCUCUCGCUCCAGCUAGCAAACCUUGGGCGCGUUGCGCCCGGCGAGGCGUGACAAGACCGGGGAUGUGGGGGAGCUGGGACAAACCGACGGGGGAGCGAGUGAGAGGACAGGACCCCUUGCGCCUUGGCCUUGCCACCGGCUUUAUCUCCCCGAGAUACCGGAUACCGCCCACCCGCCCCACGGAGCACGGUGGCAUAAGGUGUGACUGACGAGGGAGAGGCGGUGGUUGGUGGCGGAGGCGGCGAGGGGACGCGCGAGCGGCGCGGCGGGGUGGACAUGUCGCUCAAGGUGAGAAAAGAGUUGAGAAGUUUACAACAAUGAAUGGGCUUCCGCGUCGGGAGCGCCGAGCCGUGGAGAGAGCGAAGUACUCCGAGUAAAUAACGGCGAAGCUCGCGGCGGAGCCGCCCAUGGAUGUGGUGUCGUGUUUGUUUUGUGUUUGCUCACUUCGCGCCGGGGUUGGCGUCGCGCGCGCGGCGCGCGCGCGCAUAGC
Emiliania huxleyi CCMP1516 is the source of this 1441-nucleotide messenger RNA. RefSeq lists its product as hypothetical. NCBI's taxonomy places the organism in Eukaryota, Haptophyta, Isochrysidales, Noelaerhabdaceae. The transcript is spliced from 6 exons. The record is from RefSeq and is a predicted model, not a curated record. The coding region runs from base 1 to 1002 and encodes 333 amino acids.